Molecule: messenger RNA, 5925 nt
Organism: Saccoglossus kowalevskii
Lineage: Eukaryota; Metazoa; Hemichordata; Enteropneusta; Harrimaniidae
Product: neurogenic locus notch homolog protein 2-like
Source: RefSeq, a predicted model, not a curated record
AUGUGGUCAGCGAGGGAUGUGUUACUUGUCCUUACUGUAUCGCUACAACUAUUUCUCUUAGCGGAACAAGUGCCAUGUGACAGUAAUCCAUGUCAGAAUGAUGCAUUGACAUGUAUGGAUGGAGAAACCGAAUAUUUCUGUCAAUGUGCUGUGGGAUAUGAAGGGGAUAGCUGUGAAAUCCCAAACGGUGCAAGAUGUGGUGGGACAUUCAUCGGUGACACCGGGGACAUCUUCUCACCAGGGUGGCCAGGCGAAUAUCCCGACAAAUCUUCUUGUAUUUGGUUAGUUUUGAUACCCAAUGCCGACGAAAUACUCUUCAAUAUUGUGUCCUUUGACACCGAGUGGAACAAAGAUGCCGUAGAAAUCGGCGCUGGGACCGACACCUAUGGUUUUGUGGAGCAUACAUUGAUGGGGUCUGGCGCAAACGUCACGGAUCACGUGACGAUAUCAUCCAAUAGAGCUUUCAUCUUAUUCACAUCUGAUCGCAAUAAACCGAGACCAGGCUUCCAUCUUCAAUUUGAGAAUCCGAAUCCAGAAAGCGGUGGUCCAGAGGAAGUAACAAUCACUGACUUCACGACAACGACGUCAACAAUCACGUGGAGUGCGGUAGAGGGUGCUGAAGCAUACAUUGUUGAAUACAAUCCACAGGAUGGAACUACUGGCUCUCCUAUAAGAGUUGAAUCUUCAGAAGCCAGGGAGAUGACAUUUGAAGGAUUGACCCCUGGACGGUUAUAUACAUAUCAAGUGAAAGCAGUUAUAAAUGGACAGGAAGGUGUUGCCACGACAACGCAGGGUGCCACAGAAUCGAACAGACCAGGCGACCCCGUACAACAAGCGGCUACGAAGGAAUCUGUUACCGUGGGAUGGGGUGCUCCCCUGGGGGGAUUUGAUAGCUACGAGCUUAGUUAUGAGCCAGCUGACGGAACCCCUCAGCCACCGAUAUCUCUGUCACGUGACAUAAGGGAAUACACUGUGGAUGGUCUUAUGCCUGGUAGAAAGUAUACAUUUUAUGUGUCUGCUGUCAACGGAGAGGUUAGCAGCGCCGCCAGUGUUGGGUAUGCUUCAACAGUACCAAACGCCGUGGCGGAGAUUAUACCUGGUGCUGUUGACACCUCCACAAUCCCCAUAUCAUGGGUUGCAGGCGAAGGCGAGUAUCAAGAGUUCGAAAUAAUGUACGCCCCACACGACGGAAUUCAGCAACUACCAAUCUCUACAACCAGUACUGAAACUGUUAUUUCCGGUCUCGAACCUGGAAGAAGUUACAAUAUUAGUGUGAACGCGCUAUCUGGUGGAUAUAAGGGCGAAGGGAAAUACAUUGUCACCUCCACAGCUCCGAUGGGACCCGAGCGCACACAAGUCGGUGAGGUCACUGGAACAACUAUUCAAGUGACUUGGGAUGCGCCCGGCAUGGGCGAAUUUGAUCAUUAUGAGCUGUCCUAUGGUGACGGUGAGAUCAUUACCAUCGGGAAAGAUGAGCUGACCGAGUACACUCUCACCGGUCUUACCGAUGGUAACGAAUACACGAUUGAAGUGCGUACAGUCAGUGGUGACGGUGUCCGAAGCGAAGCGGCUGUUGUAUCACAGAUUGCCGGGCAAGCCAAUCCGUGCAGCGGCCAACCCUGUAAUAAUGACGGUGUAUGCCGACCAACAAAAGAGGGCGGUUUUGAGUGUAUUUGCACUACAGGGUGGAUGGGAACACUGUGUGAAACAAUGGUUGAAAUGGAUAUGUGUGAAUUCAGUCCGUGUAUGAAUGGUGGUACUUGUAAUAUGAUUGAUGGACAGUCAUUUACUUGUUACUGUCCUGGUGGAUGGAGUGGAUUUUUCUGUGAAGAGAGAGGGGAUCCGAUGCCAUGUGAAAGUAACCCAUGUGAACGCGGUGGUACGUGCGAAGAUGAUGAAUGGGGGGUUACAUUUACAUGUCAGUGCCUCGGUGGGUGGGGAGGUGCGACAUGUACACAAGAACUCGAUCGAUGUGAUUCAAAUCCUUGUCAAAAUGACGGUACAUGUGAAAGAACUGACGAGGGUUAUCUGUGUACUUGCACAACAGCAUGGGAUGGUCCUGAAUGUCAAUUUGAUGUUGAUGAAUGUGUCGGUAAUCCAUGCCAAAAUGGAGGUUCAUGUCUCAAUGAAUUGGGCGGGUAUUAUUGUGAUUGUCCAGGUGGAUGGACUGGAGAAAUCUGCGGAGAAGUGAGUAUGAAUCCCUGUGACAGUGAUCCGUGUCAGAAUGGUGGACAAUGUGAGGUUGAAGAUGAUGGGUUUAAAUGUGUUUGCUUAGAUAAGUGGUCUGGAACAUUGUGUGACGAAUAUGAUUAUGAUGUAUGUGGUGACCAGCCCUGCCAGCAUGGUUUCUGUGAACCAUCAGUUAAUACAUUUACGUGUACAUGUGAUGAUGGAUACACAGGAGAAUUAUGUGAUACAGCAAUUGAAGCAACUGGUGCUCAACUUGCCUGUGAGAGUCAACCUUGUCAAAAUGGGGGCACUUGUGUUGAAGGUGAUAAUAUGUAUACUUGUGAAUGUCCCGUUGGUUUCAUGGGAACACAUUGUGAAGAAGCGAUUGAAGCAACUGGUACUCAACUUUCCUGUGAGAGUCAACCUUGUCAAAAUGGGGGCACUUGUGUUGAAGGUGAUAAUAUGUAUACCUGUGAAUGUCCUGCUGGCUUCAUGGGAACACAUUGUGAAGAAGCGAUUGAAGCAACUGGUGCUCAACUUGCCUGUGAGAGUCAACCUUGUCAAAAUGGUGGCACUUGUGUUGAAGGUGAUAAUAUGUAUACAUGUGAAUGUCCUGCUGGCUUCAUGGGAACACAUUGUGAAGAAGCAAUUGAAACAACUGGUGCUCAACUUACCUGUGAGAGUCAACCUUGUCAAAAUGGUGGCAUUUGUGUUGAAGGUGAUAAUAUGUAUACAUGUGAAUGCCCUGCUGGCUUCAUGGGAACACAUUGUGAAGAAGCGAUUGAAGCAACUGGUGCUCAACUUGCCUGUGAGAGUCAACCUUGUCAAAAUGGUGGCACUUGUGUCGAAGGUGAUAAUAUGUAUACAUGUGAAUGUCCUGCCGGCUUCAUGGGAACACAUUGUGAAGAAGCGAUUGAAGCAACUGGUACUCAACUUACCUGUGAGAGUACACCUUGUCAAAAUGGUGGCACUUGUGUCGAAGGUGAUAAUAUGUAUACUUGUGAAUGUCCUGCUGGCUUCAUGGGAACACAUUGUGAAGAAGCGAUGGAAGCAACUGGUGCCUUACUUGCCUGUGAGAGUCAACCUUGUCAAAAUGGGGGCACUUGUGUCGAAGGUGAUAAUAUGUAUACAUGUGAAUGUCCUGCUGGCUUCAUGGGAAUACAUUGUGAAGAAGAGCUUACUGUAACAAAUGAGUGUGAUAGUGCACCUUGUAUGAACGGGGCAACCUGUCUUGAUGGCGAUGAUAUGUUUACCUGUGAAUGUGCAGCUGGAUACACAGGAGAAAUAUGCAAUGAAGAUAUUAUUGAGUGUGCAAGUCUGCCUUGUCAGAAUGGUGCAACAUGUAUAGAUGAUGUGAACAAAUACACGUGUUGGUGUAUUGAUGGCUACACUGGAAUUAACUGUGAAGUGGACAUUGAUGAGUGUGCAAGUACUCCCUGUCCACCCACUGCUACAUGUUUUGAUAUGGUGAAUAGUUUUAGAUGUGAAUGUCCUGAUGGAUUCAUGGGAGAUAAUUGUGACGUGCCUAUUGUUAAUGAUGCGUGUGCUGAUCAGUCACCGUGUCAAAAUGGCGGUACAUGUAGCAACACAGAGUCGGACCCAGGUUAUCAGUGCUAUUGUGACAACGGUUGGUAUGGCGACCAGUGUACAGAAUAUGACACAUGUUUUACUGGACCCUGUCAAAACGGCGGAACUUGCGAAGAUGGUGAUGAUACAUACACAUGUAUAUGUCGAGAUGGGUUUACAGGAACAAACUGUGAGAUAGAUGUCGACGAAUGUGCCAGUGGUCCUUGUCAAAAUGGCGGACAAUGUGUUGAUCAAGUGAAUGGUUACUACUGUAUCUGUCCUGACGGUUUUAUGGGAGUAAUGUGUGAAGAAGUGAUUGGUGUCAAUGCGUGCGAGAGCAAUCCUUGUCAAAAUGCUGGCACAUGUAAUGACGCUGAAGGUAUCUACACAUGUGAUUGUCUUGCUGGAUUUACUGGAGUAAAUUGCGAACAAGAUAUUGAUGAAUGUUUAAGUGUGCCAUGUCAGAAUGGUGCAACAUGUAUAAACGAUGUCAACGAAUACACGUGUCAGUGCAUAGAUGGGUACACUGGAAUUAACUGUGAAAUUGAUAUUGACGAGUGUGCAGAUUCUCCCUGUCCACCCACUGCUACAUGUUUUGAUAUGGUGAAUAGUUUUAGAUGUGAAUGUCCUGAUGGAUUUAUGGGAGAUAAUUGUGACGUGCCUAUUGCUACAGAUUUCUGUACUCCCUCACCAUGUUUAAAUGAUGGUACAUGUCAGAAUGAAGAUACAGACAGUGGGUUCAUUUGUUAUUGUUCAGAUGGGUGGUCUGGAGAAAUAUGUGAUGCGUUUAAUGAAUGUAUUAGUGGACCGUGCAUGAAUGGUGGUGUAUGUGAAGAUUUAGACAAUAUGUAUACAUGUAGUUGUCAAGACGGUUUUACUGGAACAAACUGUGAAAGUGAUAUUGAUGAAUGUGCUAGUGACCCUUGUCAAAAUGGCGGUGAAUGUGUUGAUGAAGUUAAUAGUUAUUACUGUAUCUGUCCUGAUGGAUUUAUGGGUGAUGUUUGCCAAGAAGUUCCUCAAACAGAGUCGCCCGAUAUUGAUGAAUGUGUUAGUCAACCCUGUCAAAAUGAUGGUACUUGCAUUGAUGGUGAUGAAAUGUAUACAUGUAUCUGCUCCGCUGGUUUCAUGGGAACAAACUGUGAAGAAAACAUUGACGAAUGUACCAGUGGACCAUGCCAACAUGGUGGGACCUGUGUAGAUGGCAUCAGUGAAUAUACAUGCAAAUGCGUUACUGGGUACACUGGCAGUAAUUGUGGGACUAACAUUGAUGAGUGCGCUUCAGAGCCGUGUGAUAAUAGUGGUCAAUGUGUUGAUGGGUUGGAUGAAUACACAUGUAUAUGUCCAUCCGGAUUCAUGGGUGAAAUAUGUGAUGAAAUUGUCAGUGGAUGUGAUCCUAAUCCUUGCCAGCAUGGUGGAACAUGUCAAGACACUGGUCCUAACCAAUAUGAAUGCACAUGUACUGACGGAUACACAGGAACACAUUGUGAGCUCGAUAUUGACGAUUGUGUCUCUGAACCGUGUCAACACAAUGGGAUGUGUUUUGAUCAACUCAAUGAGUAUGUAUGUGUUUGUACUCCGGGAUAUCAAGGUCAAAAUUGUGAAGAAGAUAUUGAUGAAUGUGCUUCUGGUCCAUGCUUGAAUGAUGGUACUUGUAUUGAUGGUGUUAAUCAGUUCACUUGCAUGUGUUCAACUGAUUAUAUGGGCAUUUUGUGCCAAGAAGAGGUGAAAGGAUGUGAUCCGAACCCUUGUAUGAAUGGAGGUACUUGUGUUGAACAACAUCCAAAUGAUUAUAUCUGUGUUUGUGAUGCCGGAUUUGAAGGACCACACUGUGAAAUAGAUAUUGAUGAGUGUGAAUCGGGACCAUGUCAAAAUGAUGGAAUAUGUGUGGAUUAUGUCAAUGAAUAUACUUGUAUAUGUAUUGGUGGAUUUGAAGGUGUUCACUGUGGUGUGGAUGAAUGUUUGUCAUUUCCUUGCCUAAAUGGUGGUACAUGUAUUGAUGGAGAUCACAGCGUGACUUGUGUCUGUCCAGUGGGAUUUAUGGGAGAUUUAUGCGAAGAAAAUAUCGAUGAAUGUGGAUCCGACCCUUGUGUUAAUGGUGGUACAUGUCUUGAUGGUAUAAAUAAGUAUGUGUGUGCCUGUCCAAUGGGAUAUAUGGGGGAUCACUGUGAAGAAGGUAUAACUACUUCUUAA